UGCUGACUAUCGUAGGUGCCGGCGGCGUUGUAGUUUUCAGUUAUGUAUCUUACUUUCAUGGUUAUCGAUUAAACUUUAUAUACAAUAUUUGAAAUACAUAUAGCGUUUUCUGAUUUAGUACUUUGUAAUCUGGAAAAAUAUUUAGUCAUUUUUCUGCUUAUAAAACAAACUUUUGUGUACAUUCUAUUAACUUUGAAAAUUUUUGAACGAUUUCUUUAUUCAUCAUUUUUUAAGUCACGAAGAGAUAGAAACUUUCAUAAAACAUGGCAUCAGCAAGACCAAGACGUGCCAAUGCUGGCAAUAAAAUGGCAAGACUCCUUAACGAGGAGGAAGAAGAUGAAUUUUACAAAACUACUUAUGGAGGUUUUGAGGAAACAGAGCAAGAUCAAGAUUACAAGCAAGAAGUGGAAGUGGAAGAUGAAGUCGAUUCAGAUUUUAGCAUUGAUGAAAAUGAUGAACCAGUGUCAGAUCAAGAAAUUGAUGAAAAGAAGAGGAAAAAAGGUGUAUUCACUAAAGCAUAUAAGGAACCAGCCAAGCCUUCUUAUUCAAAACCAAAACCAGUUUUAGUUAAAAGGAGAAAACCAAAAAUACAGAAAAUAGCAAGGAUUUACGUUGAUCCUAUGGAGAAGAGAUCUAUCAGGCACUCAACUACUGCCAAAUCAACAGCUACAUUGAAAAGACUAAAAGAAAGAACUGAAGAUCAGAGGAAGCGAGUUAAAUUAAUUAGGUAUGAUGAUUAUAAGCCCACACAAGAAGAGCUGCUAGAAGAAGCACGUCUUACGGAAGAAAUUAAUUUGAAAUCAUUAGAAAAAUAUCAAAGGCUAGAGAACGAAAAGAAAAAUACCAGAGUAAUUCGCAAAACAAAUAUAGGACCUAUGAUAAAGUAUCAAUCAUUUUCUAUGCCAGUAUUAAAAUUAUCAAUUUCAAAGAAAGAAAAAAAAUCUGAAUCUAGAUCAGACAGUAAUAAAACAUCAGAAUCAGCUGAAAAAUCAACAGAUGCCAAUGAAAAUAAUUCAAACGGUGAAGAUAAAACAAAAGAUACAAGUGAAGAAGUAAAAGAGACUAAUAUUGAAUGUAUAGAAACAAAUAGUUAUUAUGAAAGGACCUUUGUUACAUUUGAGAAUAUGCAGCAAUUUAAUCAAAUUUUCAAAAAGAAAUCUACUCCAAGGCCUACUUUACGAACGCUAUGUGCCAUUACAAGAUUUCCAGCAAAGUAUCGAGAUCCUAUGACUCACUUACCAUACAGAAACGUGCAGACGUUUCGCUUGCUAAGAGAUGCUUAUUAUCAUCAAGUAGAAGCUACCUCAGAUAUCAAUGAUUCAGAAAUAUCUCCAGAACUAGCUCGUUGGUUAGAGUAUAGACAGAAAAAUAAUCAAGGAAUUCAGAGAAGUACAGUACGUCUGGAAGCUGCAUCUGCUUCUUCUACUCUAUAAUUUAUAGUUUUUAAGUACUAGACUAAAAUGUUGUACUACAUAUUCAAAAAAUUAAGUAUAAUUUGAAUUGUAUACAUUUGUAAAUAACGGUAGCGUUCAAUACUGUGAUGUUUGUUGUCUGAGAGAAUGAUUUUCAUAUAAAGUAUUUACAUCUUUUUAUGCACAUAAAAGUUUACAUUUUCUUAAAAGGGUUAGAUUAAAUUAUCAAGCAGCAAACAAUAUCAAAAACUCAAGUAUUUAUAAAAGAGGAUUGUAUUUAUUUGUUUUUCUUUUAUUAAAUAUAACUAUUUAUUUUUUCAUUAAAGGAUAGUAUCCAAUAUAGUAAAUAAAAUUUUCAUAAAAAUAAACUAAAUUAUUCCAUCUAUCACGAAAUACUAUAAAACAAAAAGAUUUGCAAUUUCUUUCACAGCAAUAUUUCAUAACAAAAUAUUCUUAAAUUGGUGAUAUUGUAUGCGAAACCUUGUGUAGUCUUAACAAAACAAAUUGACGAUAAAUAAGUAAAAAAUACA
Messenger RNA from Phymastichus coffea, 1942 nucleotides. It is a transcript of the gene YL-1, whose product is annotated as vacuolar protein sorting-associated protein 72 homolog. Gene Ontology annotation, molecular function: ATP-dependent H2AZ histone chaperone activity. NCBI's taxonomy places the organism in Eukaryota, Metazoa, Arthropoda, Insecta, Hymenoptera, Eulophidae. The transcript has 7 exons. The record is from RefSeq and is a predicted model, not a curated record. Gene Ontology annotation, biological process: regulation of DNA-templated transcription; chromatin remodeling. The coding region runs from base 264 to 1433 and encodes 389 amino acids. Gene Ontology annotation, cellular component: nucleus.